Molecule: messenger RNA, 583 nt
Organism: Heteronotia binoei (common prickly gecko)
Lineage: Eukaryota; Metazoa; Chordata; Lepidosauria; Squamata; Gekkonidae
Product: C-C motif chemokine 5-like
Exons: 3
Coding region: 82-372 (96 amino acids)
Biological process (GO): positive regulation of ERK1 and ERK2 cascade; inflammatory response; positive regulation of GTPase activity
Cellular component (GO): extracellular region
Molecular function (GO): chemokine activity; CCR chemokine receptor binding
Source: RefSeq, a predicted model, not a curated record
AGAGUAGAGCAAAACUGACUCUCAGGAACAACACCUCCUGCUUCUGCUCUCGCACCUGGCUCUUCUGCACUCCCAGCACAAAUGGCAAGGAUGAAUUCCUCUGUGGCUGUCCUAGCACUUUUCCUGGUCGCCGGUUUCUUACUGCAAUCUCAGGCUCAGCCUGGACAACACUCUGGCUGCUGCUUUAGCCACCAAAAUAAGCCUGUUCCACUGAGGAAUUUGGAAUAUUAUGAAAUCCCCAGCCGGUGCAGCUUCCCAGCUGUUGUGUUUUACACUAAACGCGGCAUCAGGAUUUGUGCUGAUCCCAAAGCAGCAUGGACCAAGGAUCGCAUGAACAAGCUCCCAGAAAAUGGACAACAGAAUACCCCCUGAAACACUCUUCAAGGGAGCAGGGGAAGGCCACAUUAGACAUCUAGUCCAAUAACUGCACUUUCAUGUUUCAAAAAUGUUUACUUGUAAAGUUCAAUUAAUAUUUAAAUUAUAGCUGUUUUUUAAAAUAUGUAUUUUUUUAUAAAAGGUGGAAAGUUUUUAUGAUGUGGUGCCACAAAGGCUUGACUUGUGAAUAAACCUCAGGGAAAAUUCA